This is a messenger RNA of Rhizophagus irregularis DAOM 181602=DAOM 197198, 2051 nucleotides long. RefSeq lists its product as uncharacterized. Gene Ontology annotation, molecular function: RNA polymerase II cis-regulatory region sequence-specific DNA binding; protein dimerization activity; DNA-binding transcription factor activity, RNA polymerase II-specific. The record is from RefSeq and is a predicted model, not a curated record. Gene Ontology annotation, cellular component: RNA polymerase II transcription regulator complex. Lineage: Eukaryota; Fungi; Glomeromycota; Glomeromycetes; Glomerales; Glomeraceae. Gene Ontology annotation, biological process: regulation of transcription by RNA polymerase II.
AACAAUGCCACAAUGAUGGAGGUACGGUCUUUGCGCGUUUUUUUCCAAGACAAAUGAUGAAAAAAAAAAUAACAAUUAUAAUAUUAAUAUUAAUUAAUUAAUUAACAAAACAUGAAUUUUUUUUUCUUGUUAUAUUAAUUAGUAUAAACAUUCUUUAGUCAUUCUUCACUCUUUAGGCAAAAUUUACGACAAUUAAUGCUUCUUUUAGAAGAACCUAUAAUGGUUUCACACGAGUUAGAACCAUUCCCCGCACGCCCCAUUGACGCGGAUAGACUAAAAUUAUCCAAUGCAUAUUAUUUAAAUAAUAUAUUAUUGGUUGAUAAUCGCAUAACGAACUUUUUUAGGGUUCUUUCAUUCAAAUUUCAGUGACGUCUCAUUAAUAUCCUAUUGCACUGCAUAUCAUUAGAUUAAAUAGUUUUUUUUAUUCGGGCAACCUUCAGAAACGGAACACUCUAAAAAGAUGUCGUUGAAUUCGACUUCCGCCAACUCUCGUCGAAGCAUAACUUCACAAAGAAGAGAAAUACUUAACCCUCCCUCAUCUUCAACAAGGUCGAACCCAUUUACACAACCUCGACGAAGGAAAAAUAUUACUAAAAAGGAGACGAACGACCUUCCCAGCAUUAUCACUGGUGCAUGCCGUUAUGAUAGUUCUCUCGGGUUACUUACAAAAAAAUUUGUGAGUCUUCUUACGGAAGCAAAAGAUGGAGACUUGGACCUAAAUACAGCAGCAGUAGCUUUAAAGGUUCAAAAGCGAAGAAUUUAUGACAUUACAAACGUAUUAGAAGGAAUUGGUUUAAUUGAAAAAAAUUCAAAGAAUCAUGUUCGUUGGAAGGGUACACAACAGCAACAACCAGCUAUACGGCAAGAUUAUAAACGAAGGAUUGAAGAACUUAAGACCGCCAAUGCAAAUUUGGAAUCUGAACGACAAGAAUUAGAGAGAGCUGAUCAAGAGGUUGACAUUAGUAUUAAAAGUAUAUAUGAUUCUGAAGAAAGUUCAAGAUUGGCGUUUGUUUAUCAAUCAGAAAUCGAAACCGCUAAUUCAUUUAGAGGUCGUAUUCUAAUUGCUUUAAAACCCGUACCAGGGACAACACCACACAUUUUGGAACCUAUCGAGUGCGGACAACCAAAUCAACCUCAUUAUCAAGUGCAUAUCCAACAUCCAAUUAAUCAACCCGUUCACAUUAUCAGAUUAGAAACUGAUAACUCUCUAUUUCCAAUGUCAGAUAAUCAUUUUCAGAUAGGAAAUAUUCCUCCACGUGCAUUUCCACAACCAAGUCCACCUUUGAAUGUUCAUGAUGGAAGUCCUUUACGUUUUAUAGCUCUUCCCCCGCCGUUUCCACAUCCUUCAUCAACGCCAACUCCUCCUGAAGAGGAUUAUGAAAUGCUUGAUAGUAAUAUUGAUGAUACCGAUUUUCAUCCUCAUCAUCAUUUACAUUUUCAACAUCAUCCACAAUUUCAAAAUCAUCGUCGACAAAUGUAUCUUCAAGAUGAUAUUCGAAAUAAUCGUCAUAAUGAUAUUGGGAAUAAUGAUGAUAUGAACGAAGAUUUUGAACCACUUGACACAUCUGUUAACGCAAGAGAUUAUAUAUUCGGAGUGAUGAGACAUGAUGGACGUGAAGGAUUUGCUGACAUUUUUGGACGAGAUCCAAAUCAGAGAAAUAGAGAAGGUGGUCAUAGACCUUAAAUUAUUAAUAGAAAAAUAAUAAUAAACAUUUAUCAAAUGGUAUCGUUAUAUCGUUAAAGAUGUCAGAAGAUAAUAUAGAACUUAAAAUACUAAACAGAUACAAACAUAGAUAGACAUAAUAUUAUAUAUCAUCACAAAAAAAGUUGAAUGGAUACCAACAUUCAGUUUAACCAAUAGAACCUUGUAAAAAUAUAUAUAAUUUACAGUUUACUUAGACAAUAGUAUUCCUUCUCAAUAGUAAAAAGCUUAUUUUGUUAGGCACAAAAGAAAAAAAAAAUUCUUUGUAUAUUCAAAUAUAAAAAGUACAAUAAUAGACGGACAUUGGUUUUUUUCCUUUCUUUCUUCAUCUUUUUUUCUAUUUUUCUCU